AUGAAACAACGGAAGCAGAACGACUCAGAGAAUGGUGUUAACAUCACUCGAGGCAUUACGCGAUCGAUGACCACACGUCAUCGAAACUCAUUGACGCUUCCUGUUGAGGUUGUUACAGAGAUAUUCUCGAGGUUGCCGUCGAAGUCCAUAGCGAGAUGUCGUUGCGUAUGCAAGCUCUGGUCCUCCAUGCUUCGUCGUCAAGACUUCACAGAGCUGUUCUUGACAAAAUCUUGUGCUCACCCUCGGCUUCUUUUCGCAUGCGAAGAUGGCAACGAGCAGUUUCUAUACGAAAAGAAAAACGACAGCGAGUUUCUCUUCUUCUCGUCGCCUCAGCCUCACAAUCCGGAAGAGAACUCGUAUGUCGUAGCCGUCAAUAAUCUUGCGUGUUUCCCAAGUUCCUACCAACUGUUUGGUUGCACCUGUGGUUUCUUGUGUUAUGGAGCUAACUUGAUCCUCAAGGCGAGAAAAAAGCGAGCGUAUGUCACGGUGAUAUGUAACCCUAGCACGGGACAGUCCUUGAUCUUGCCUACAUUGAAGUCGAGCAAGACGUCUGGAAUAGAAAGCUAUCUUGGAUAUGACCCCGUUUCUAAAGAGUUCAAGGUAUUGUCUGUACGUUAUGAUGGUUGGAUCUCUAAGGAGCACCAAGUUCUGACAUUAGGAACCAAGAAAUUGUCAUGGAGGUUGGUCGAGUGUUGCGUACCGCAUUCUACUUCUCGUAAGUGGAUAUGCAUCAGUGGUGUGUUGUACUACAUAGCCAGGACUUCAGAGGAUUAUUAUAUGGUAGUUUGUUUUGAUUUGAGGACUGAGAAGUUCAGCUUUGUGAAGUUCAGUAGAGCACUGCCUGGUUCAGCAACGCUGAUAAACUACAAUGGCAGAUUAGGUUUGCUUAUGUCGUUGGAAGAUUUUGGUAAUGUUAGUCGAUCAAGUAAAAGUAUUGAACUGUGGGUUCUUGGGGACGCUGCAAAAAAUGAAUGGUCCGAGCAUGUUUACAUGUUACCUGAUUUUUGGAAGGAUGUAGUUGCGGAGAGCAUGUGCAUUGCUGGAAUGGUUGGUACACAUGAAAUCAUAUUGUCUCCGUGCUACCAAUACGUGCCUUCCUAUGUCAUCUACUUCCAUGUGGAGAGCAAAACGAUUAGAAAAGUUGGUAUUCAAGGAAUGGAGGCGUUUCAGGGUAAUAGAUGCUACACCUAUCUCAACUACGUCGAGAAUGUCAAGCUUCUUUAA
This is a messenger RNA of Brassica oleracea var. oleracea, 1224 nucleotides long. RefSeq names its product F-box protein DOR-like. Gene Ontology annotation, molecular function: protein binding. The record is from RefSeq and is a predicted model, not a curated record. The transcript has a single exon. Bases 1 to 1224 code for a protein of 407 amino acids. NCBI's taxonomy places the organism in Eukaryota, Viridiplantae, Streptophyta, Magnoliopsida, Brassicales, Brassicaceae.